CAAGUUAAAUACAUACGUCAUGCAGAUGGUUGGCGUAUAUUUUUCACCCAAUCAGAUGAGACGGUCUUAAGUUUUUCAUAAUUGACCUUUACCUUUCUUUUUAUGCAGAUGCUAGAUCUUGAUGAGAAAAUAAGACUUCCUGAUAAACCUGAAUUCGAAUACUUUAACAACAGUACCCCUCGUUUCUGGGAUUUCCUAUCUUACAAGGAACACAUCAUAGCUGGGGCAGUACGUCCACCUCGAAAUAAGAAAAUAAGAGCAAAGUAUGUAACAGCCAUCAAGGAUAUUGGAAAGCUUUCGUGUGUCAAUAGCGAAACAAAAGAUUACUUGGAAUCUUUAAUCAAACCUGAAGAACCAGAGAGUGAUAAAAAAGAAACUCAAGUAAUCAAUCAAUACAUCAACUAUGGAAGUGUUGGAAAGCAAGGCUCCAGUCAAUCUGACAAGAUUAGCAUAAAUAUUGAUAGCAAAAACAAAAAGAGAAAACAUGACGAUGCCAAUCUUUCUGAAAAAACUGCAACAAGUAUCGGGACUCAAUCCUCAUUUACCACAGAUGAAACUACAUCAUAUAAGCCAAGCGAAUCGUCAAUCAACUAUGGUGAAGCACUCAAAACCAGCAAGUAUACCUUGACUUUAAAUGAACUAGGCAUGGCAUAAAACAAAAAAGAGCAUGUCUAUGAUAAUACCAGUUCAUUAUUUGAAAGACUGGCUGUUUCUUCAAUAAGUUACAAUACAUGUCCUUCUGAAGCUCAUCAAGUUAUACCUACGAUGUUAGAUGAAGGUGAAUACCAUAAAAUCAAAGACUGGCGAACGGUAUAAUAAAAUCAGAAAUCCUUUGAU
Molecule: messenger RNA, 837 nt
Organism: Gilbertella persicaria
Lineage: Eukaryota; Fungi; Mucoromycota; Mucoromycetes; Mucorales; Choanephoraceae
Exons: 4
Coding region: 103-654 (183 amino acids)
Source: RefSeq, a predicted model, not a curated record